Messenger RNA from Aspergillus vadensis CBS 113365, 1533 nucleotides. RefSeq names its product cytochrome P450. NCBI's taxonomy places the organism in Eukaryota, Fungi, Ascomycota, Eurotiomycetes, Eurotiales, Aspergillaceae. Gene Ontology annotation, molecular function: oxidoreductase activity, acting on paired donors, with incorporation or reduction of molecular oxygen; monooxygenase activity; heme binding. The record is from RefSeq and is a predicted model, not a curated record. The transcript is spliced from 3 exons. The coding region runs from base 1 to 1533 and encodes 510 amino acids.
AUGGCUCUCCUAUUCACCCUCACCCUCACCCUCACCCUCACCCUCACCCUCAUCCUCUUCAUCAAACCCCUACUCACCUACCUCACCACCAAAACCCUAAUUAAAUACUACCCUCCUCUCAAUCCACUCUCCAACCACACCACCCUCUCCUACAUCUACGAACACCGCCACCCCUUCCGCACCCAACGCCUCUACAACAUGCACCUCCACCACAACCACCGUCUAAUCCGCCUCUCACCGACCUCCCUCUCCAUCGCCGACCCAAAAGCCAUCCCAGCCAUCUACGGCCACGGCACACCCUGCGUAAAAGACGACGUCUACGCACUCACAAAAGGAAUCCACGCCCACUCUAACAUGCUGAAUACCAUUUCCCGCGACGAUCACUCCCGCAAGCGGAGAAUGCUCGCGAAUGCCUUCUCCACAAAGAAUCUUGAACAGUGGGAGUUCAAGAUAGCUGAUAAGGUGGAGAGAUUGUUGGGGAAGCUGGACGGGAUGUGUAUACCAUCAUCAUCAUCGAAUGCAGUGAUAACGGGGGACGGGGACGGGGACGAGGUUGAUUUGAGAUAUUGGUUGAAUCUGUUCACUGUUGAUGCGAUUGCUGAUAUUGGGCUAAGUGUGAAGUUGGGACUACUGGAUAAGGGAUCCGAUGAGGUUGUUUGUUUGCAUCGGGGGAAUUGGGUCUCUUCGUGGGUUAUUGGGGCAAGUGGGUGGGUUGGACUCUUGAGGGGAGUGUCUUGUGUUGUUUCGCUGUAUCUAAGAGAGCAGUGGGAGUGUGGGAGGAGGUUUGGGAGGGUUGUGAUGAGUUUGGUGGAUCAGAGAUUGGGGGUUCAGAAGAGUGGGGAGAAGUUGAGUGAUUUUCUGGGGUGUUUGGUUGAGGAUAGGAAGGGGGUUGGGAGGGAGUUGGAGAGGGGGGAGAUUGAGGCUGAGGCGGGGCUUUUGUUGGAUGCAGGUUCCGAUACGACGGCUAUCGCCUUGACAAAUGUUAUGUACUAUCUUAUCAAGAAUCCACUAUCGCUGGAGAAGCUCAGGGAGGAGGUAUCCGGUGCUUUGCAUGGUAAGGAAGUGGCACCAUAUGCUAAUGUCAGGAACCUUCCGUACCUGAAAGCAUGCCUGGAAGAAUCGCUGCGCCUGUCACCGCCCGUGUCGAGAGGGUUGGAGAGGAAGACACCUCCCGAAGGCAUGUAUAUCCUCGGAGAGAGGAUCCCCGGGAAUGUCACCGUUGGUGUUCCUACCUACGCAGUUCAUCGUGAUCCGGGGAUCUUUCCAGACCCUGAAGCCUUUCGGCCUGAAAGGUGGCUGGAGGAUGAUGAGAAGGUUAAGCAGAUGCGGGCUGUGUUCAUCCCUUUUAGUAGUGGCGCGCGGGCAUGUAUUGGACGGAAUAUUACGUUCAUUGAACAGCAGAUUCUGGUUGCUACGUUGGUUCAUCGCUAUGAGUUCGAGUUGCCGUCCAAGGAUUGGAUGCUGGAGUGGGAGGAGGCGUUUAAUUUGUGGCCGGGGCGAAUGCCAGUGAGAAUUUGGAGGAGGGAUGGAUAA